Molecule: messenger RNA, 1525 nt
Organism: Nothoprocta perdicaria
Lineage: Eukaryota; Metazoa; Chordata; Aves; Tinamiformes; Tinamidae
Gene: RCAN3
Product: RCAN family member 3
Exons: 6
Coding region: 201-947 (248 amino acids)
Biological process (GO): calcium-mediated signaling
Cellular component (GO): nucleus; cytoplasm
Molecular function (GO): nucleic acid binding; calcium-dependent protein serine/threonine phosphatase regulator activity
Source: RefSeq, a predicted model, not a curated record
GCUGCUUGAAGGAGCUCGGAGAAUCGCCGCGACGUAACAACCUCCAAAUUCCUGCUCCUGUUCUCGGAAGCAGCACGAUGACUUCUCCGUCCAUAGGACCAGCUCAUGCAUGCUGAGAAUCACWGUGACCUUGCAUCUCCAUCUGCUUCGUAGACUUCUAUUAGAAACUCUGGAGCUUAAACAGUUGCUUUGGGUAGACGAUGCUCAGAGAGACUAUGAAGUCCUGGAGCGACAGCCAGUCAGACCUCUAUAGCAGUGACCAAGAAGAAGAAGAACAGAUGAUUUUUGGAGAAAAUGAAGAAGAUUUGGAAGAGAUGAUGGAUUUAAGUGACUUGCCUACCUCACUCUUUGCUUGCAGUGUCCAUGAAGCUGUGUUUGAGGUACAAGAAGAAAAGGAAAGAUUUGAAGCACUUUUCACAGUCUAUGAUAAUCAAGUUACAUUCCAGUUGUUUAAAAGCUUUAGAAGAGUAAGGAUAAACUUCAGCAAUCCAGAGGCAGCAGCAAGAGCACGGAUAGAGCUACAUGAGACUGACUUCAAUGAGAAAAAGUUGAAGCUGUAUUUUGCACAGGCACAGGUUUCUGGUGAAAUAGGAGACAAGUCCUACCUUCUUCCUCCACAACCUGUCAAGCAGUUCCUGAUAUCACCACCUGCGUCUCCACCAGUUGGAUGGAAGCAGAGUGAAGAUGCGACUCCGCUUAUAAACUAUGACCUGCUUUGUGCUGUCUCCAAGUUGGGUCCAGGGGAGAAGUACGAACUUCAUGCAGGAACAGAAUCGACUCCUAGUGUAGUGGUCCAUGUCUGUGAAAGUGAGACGGAGGAGGAAGAGGAAAUAAAAAACCCCAAGCAGAAGAUCAUGCAGACGAGGCGUCCAGAACCRCCUGCAAUACUGAAUGAAUCCAAAGCGUUUGAUUGUACACUGGAGGUAGGGGGUACUAUGCACUGUUAAAUCAUGUGCUGCUCAAGGCAGUAUCAGCCAUCAGACAUGCAGUGAGUAACUGAUGUUUGUACUACUGCUAUGUGUUUUAAAUAGCAGCAAGUUUUACCUGUAGUUGUCUCUCAUGUUCAAAUUUUGGAUGCCAGUGCUCUAAAAAGCACUAUAGUUUUAAGGACUGGGUUCCCAAUGUAGCAAAUUCCCCUGACUUGAAUAGUGAAAAAUGAGAAGUGCUUUUCUUUCUUCCUAUUUUUUUUAAGCUGUUACCAUACUCUUUAUACUGAAUAGUGUGAUGUACUGAGUGUUGAAAUAAUACCUUUAUAUUACUAUUGGAUUCAAGAGAGUUCAGUGUGUAGCUGUUACAGCUGAUUUGUACCGGUACAACAGCUUCCAGUUAAUAUAAUGAUUAAGUGUAACGUACUCUUUAUGUUAAAAUGCCUUCCCAGCUAGUGAUCUCCCGAGGUGGCUGAUUUGCAAAUUGAUCAUUCGUGAAAGUGCUCUGCUUACCUCUCUCAGAAUUGCCAAGCGUUUGCUCUUAAWUUGACAUGAGGCACAACGGGGACAAUUACAGGUAUGGAACUGAAUUAAAGUAG